UCUUACCACCAUCCACUGCAAUAACGCUCGGUCGAAUUUUUGCCAUUACAUGGUAUUUCACUGUCUACAUUACUAAAUGCCCUCCAUAGAAAUAUAUCCUUGCCCUACUUUGCCAGAGUCUCAGCAGCACGAGCUCGUCGCGCGCCCGGCAAGUCCAACAUCUGCCCUAUCUGGGACUGUAUCCUUUCCCGAUUGUCGUGACUUCGAGAUAUUUCUUGACAAUUAUGCGAACGCCCUUUCUGCGGAUGCCAGGCCUGGAAUUCAGCUGAUGCAGGACAAAUCAUACGACGCUUUGGUCACACGACUUCGCAACAACGCUCGAGGAAAUUUCUACUCUCGAGCAUCUCUCGCAGACAAAUUCUUCUCGCUAACGGCAGAAAAUCCUCCCCGUCUAAUCUACAAGGAUCAAAUCGUUAUUAGGCGAAGCCAAAUCUUCUCCGUUUUGCAGGAACAUCAUUGCCCAAACUCGUCUCGUCGGAUGUAUGCAUCUCUGCGGAAAACUUACUGCUUUAUUCCUCGACAAGUCGUCAACGAAUACGUCAGAUAUUGUUCUUUGGAAGGCACUAAGACUUUUAGACGUAGAUCUCUGCGUUCUUCCUCGUUCCUGUGCGACAAUGAUAUCGCAUCACUAUCUACCUGUCCGCAUCCUUCUCUUCCAUCUCAAUCUAUUGCACUAGUUCCAACCGCUGCGCAGUCUGAAGUCGAAUAUCGUUCUACAGCACCUACUCCCUCUCCCGCUCGCCUAUCACAAGGUUUUAAUCUGCCGACGCCUGGUAUCACCCUGCCUUCACCAUCUGUUGCCUUUUCCUCUAUUGUGCGCUCCAGGCGACGGUAUUUGACGCCUAGCCCUCGCCGUCAAGACAAAGUUUCUUCUAUCACGGAGCCACAAAAUUCAUGCUCUCGGGGCGCCUAUUCGUAUGGCAUCGUACGAGGAACAGAACUUUUCAUACACGAGACUCUCUCGGAUUGUGAAGCCAAGGAUGAUGCCCUGCCUAUAUUCCCACCAACUGUGUCUUGCAACACUACGUCUACUUCUUCCUCUCUCUCACCGGCACCCAAGACGCCGCAACCCGAGUUAUUUUCGGACGAUAUCCCUUCUCCGGCAUUCUCCGAUCUAUCGUUCAUAUUUGCAUCGCCGAGGUCCCCGCUGGCAUCCAAAACUCUCCCUGUGCCAUAUUCCAACGAGCAUGAUCGUGAUGAUUCCGACAGUGACCUAGAAUUGGGGGCACCACUCGAUGUGUAUGGCGUUUGAGACGCUUCUUCUAUUUCACCGCAGGCUUGGUAGAGUGGUAGGUUGUACAUCCUAGUUUAUAUGCCGAUGUUCUUGUUCUAUCAGUGUCUUUGGAUUUGUAUCUGUCUCAUCUCGAACAUGUACGAUGUUUUUGUCCGG
Messenger RNA from Desarmillaria tabescens, 1390 nucleotides. RefSeq lists its product as uncharacterized. The transcript is spliced from 2 exons. The coding region runs from base 77 to 1252 and encodes 391 amino acids. Lineage: Eukaryota; Fungi; Basidiomycota; Agaricomycetes; Agaricales; Physalacriaceae. The record is from RefSeq and is a predicted model, not a curated record.